Salmo salar (Atlantic salmon) is the source of this 1419-nucleotide messenger RNA. Its product is annotated as transmembrane emp24 domain-containing protein 6. The record is from RefSeq and is a predicted model, not a curated record. NCBI's taxonomy places the organism in Eukaryota, Metazoa, Chordata, Actinopteri, Salmoniformes, Salmonidae.
GUUUUGCACUUCCCCCACUAUUGGUUUAGUGUAUAAAGGGGGGAGGGGGGCAGAUCCUAGAUCUGUACCUUGGGGAAACUUCACCCCGGAGCCCACCUUUUUAGUGAAGCAGACGUAUGGGUUGUAGUUAAUCAUUUCUUGUCCCACAAGCCACGACACAUCCACACUGGCAGACAGUAGCAACCUGCACGUCAUUGCUAUUAAAACGUAUCCUUUCAAGAGGACCAGCCAUGUUAUGUGGGGUAUCCUUAGUUGUGCUCCUGGCUCUAUUGGGUUUGGGGGGUCAGGGUUUGGGUGAUCCCUUGGCGGGCCCCCAUCCGGGCCUACCAGCGGACAAGGACUUGUUCUGGGGAGCGGACCAGUAUGACUUUGCUGUCGUGCUGCGUGCCUCCGGACUGGAGUGCUUCUGGCACUUUGCACAUCAAGGGGAGCGCUUCUACUUGACUUUUAUGGUCCAGUGGGUCACUGGUGUUGGCAACGACAGACACUUAUCCGUCACUGUCAACUCUCCUAAAGGCUUGCUGUUGUCCAAAAUUGACGAAGCUACGGGUCAAAUCAACUUUGUUGCCGAGGAGACCGGUUUCUAUCAAAUGUGCUUCAGCAACUUCCACAACCGAUUUGGCAGCAUGCAGGUCUUCCUCAACUUUGGGGUGUACUACGACGGUUCUGAUCACCAACAGAAACAGAAGGAGGAGAAGAAGAAAGUCCAAAAAGACCUGAACAACACUCUGUCCACCAUAGAGGAGACUUCCCAUCGCGUGGAGGGCUACGUCUUCCACAUGUUUCGACAUUACAACUUUGGCCGCAUGCGGAAAGGCGCCGACUACUACCUCCUCCUCUCCAACUCUAAAUACAUCACCUGGUGGUCUGCGGUCCAGAGUGUGGUCAUCGUCAUGGCGGGCUACCUGCAACUCUUCUUCCUCAAGAGGCUCUUCAACACCAAGCCCACUACAGAAGCACCAGAGAAACCUCGCUGCUGAGUCCAUGGAUGGUUUUAGUAUUCAGUGCCCUCAUGCGCCCUGGUUGGGAUGAAUUCCAUUUUAAUUCAGUCAACCAGUUACAACACCGGGAAUUAAAUCCGAUCGCCCCUUUUCGGCUAUGCCCCUUUUAAAGGCAAUGUUCCUGCAUUUGUGGAGACCGCAUUCACGGUAAAUGCUGCAUAUGUUGGCUCAAUCACUAAUGACCUUUUGAAUUUCAAGUGCGCUAUUACGCGGAUUUACCACUGAUCGGAUAAAAAUCCCAGCCUUAAAUUCCAUUCCAUUUGACUGAAUUAAAAUAGAAUUGACUCCGACCCUGUUGUUAAUGUAACUAAUGGGACCCUGUUGUUAAUGUCACUAAUGGGAUCUGCUCCUUAUAUAUCUAUGUUGGAAUUUAUUAAAGUCUCACACGUUUUGACAAAUGUUGUCAUUCCAGUGCAUA